AUGGCUCUGCUCAUUAUUUUGUCCAUCACCAUCAGCAUUUCCAACACAGCCCCCGUGGUCAGGUCAGUUGGGAACCAGAUAGAAAAGAGGAAAUGCAACACGGCGACCUGCGUCACGCAACGUCUGGCCGACUUCCUGGUCCGAUCCAACAACCACCACGGUCCCAUCUACUCACCCACCAAUGUUGGGUCUUUCACUUAUGGCAAAAGAGAUGUAGUGGGCCUUUUACGGCGUGAGUCCUUCGAUUAUCUACAUCACUAA
Staurois parvus is the source of this 261-nucleotide messenger RNA. NCBI's taxonomy places the organism in Eukaryota, Metazoa, Chordata, Amphibia, Anura, Ranidae. The record is from the annotation of a GenBank genome assembly.